Molecule: messenger RNA, 963 nt
Organism: Cylicostephanus goldi
Lineage: Eukaryota; Metazoa; Nematoda; Chromadorea; Rhabditida; Strongylidae
Source: the annotation of a GenBank genome assembly
ACCUCAAAGAAGCUUGGUUAUACAUCCAUCACUGGGACCAUCAAUGUUGGCGGCGAACAUUCGUCACAGAAUACUGUGGUAGUUCGUGUUGUGUCAUUGGCUGGCAUCAAAGCCGUUGCUAGCACUUAUAUGACCGAAAAGGGAGGACGCGUUACCUGGACUGUGAGCCAUCCGGGAGUAUUGCAAACGGUUCAUCCCUUCGGUUCCUCGAUAACAGAAAAGGAUGAAAAUCGGUUUGCCAUAUGGUUAGAAGGAGGAGCAGUGGGCUCAGCUACUGUAAAGGUCCGAGUGGAGCCAUCUGCAAGUGCUAAACAACACUUUAUCGGUAAGAAGCAGGCGUUUGAAGAUACGGUAGAAAUACGAGUAGAAGAACCUCUAUCAAUGAGACGGCCAGAAAUGCCUAUACCUGUCAUUAGAUUAGCCCAAAAUAGCGAAAUACAACUCGAGACAGCUUGGCCACAAUCUGCCGUGGCGUAUUCUGUGCCUUCUGAAUAUGCCAAUCGUCUUUCUGUCACGAAAACGGGCGUUGCCCGCGCAAAAUCUUCAGUGGGACCUGCAGCCGUUUACAUUCGAAGAACGGAUCAACCUGACAAUGAAACCGCCUUAAUACCCAUAACAAUCGCUGUCGUCAGUUCCUUGGACGUCAAGUUGCUCACGGAAUUGGAGCCAGUUUCAUCUACACCGCUUUUGAACCUACCAGUCGGGGCGAAGAUUGCGCUUAGAGUGCUGUUCCGUGAUUCGAGAGGAAGAGAACUCAGUUCAUCGUCGAAAUUGAGCUAUAGACCGCAUAGGUUUGACCUCACCGACAUUGUCCCAUCCGACGCGAAUCGCACACUUACAGUAUCCUUGAAGUCUGUGGGUGAAACCGUUCUCAAGGUACCUCUUGCUAAACUUUUUCCAGAAUUCCAAUUCAAUUUUUAUAUCUAUGCCAAUUUAUCACCAAUUUAUCACAAUUUCUAUUAA